This is a messenger RNA of Brienomyrus brachyistius, 3341 nucleotides long. RefSeq names its product NCK-interacting protein with SH3 domain-like. The record is from RefSeq and is a predicted model, not a curated record. The transcript is spliced from 13 exons. Bases 222 to 2471 code for a protein of 749 amino acids. Gene Ontology annotation, molecular function: Arp2/3 complex binding; protein binding. NCBI's taxonomy places the organism in Eukaryota, Metazoa, Chordata, Actinopteri, Osteoglossiformes, Mormyridae. Gene Ontology annotation, biological process: endocytosis.
AGCUGUUAUUUGCGUGCGCGCCCCCCGAACGUGUUUACAGGCAGGAGUUUAAAGUGUAUUCAUGGUACGAGAAACCUGCGGCCCUUAGUAAUCUGUCCACCAAUGUAGCACUUAAUAUAGUGAUGUAAUUAUAGCUGGGGAACAAGCCCGAAACGGAGUGUUUACGCGCUGCGAAUAGGAAUUAAUCGUGUAACGGCGAAGUUCAGACCGUAAGGCUAGCUAUGUAUAGGUCCCUGUACUCGUUCCGCUCUCCGGAGCCGAACUCGCUCCACUUCGCUGUCGGCGAGACUUUCCUCAUCCUGGAGAGGAGCAAUCAGCACUGGUGGCUCGGCUCUCGCUGCAGUUCCGGCGAAACCGGCUACAUCCCGGCGUCCUACAUCGAGAGAAUACAGGCCCCCGAACAGGAUGAAGUUCUGCAGUCGAUUGACCGGGCGAUUGAAGGCAUCCAUAACAGGGCCAUGAAAAGCGGGGGCAAGUACAACCUGGAGCAGAGAGAGGUGCUACAGAAAUUGAUCCAUCACAGGAAGGAGAUUCUCUCCCGUCGGAGCCCGACUCCGGCUAACCACAAGCAGGGCCUGCCAACAUCCACCAGUGACCUUUUCUUGGGCCAAACCUCCCAGCCUCCAAAUGGGCUGACCCGCUCAUAUGGGCGCCAGGCCAGUGAGCCGAUGUCAGAGAGCCCUGAGAGUAUACAGGGAGAACAGGGAUUGUACGAGGUUCCACCUCAGCCUCGGCGUGCGGCCCCCAUUACCCCACCCCCCCCUGAGAAGCGCAGAGGUGUCCGGAGAGCAGCAGAGGUUCCCUCCAGGACUUCCUCCAUGGUGGCUGGCUCCGCCCCUCCUGCCAGUGUCGGCCCGUCCUCCUGUGGAAGCUCUGUGUCACUGGACUCCAGCUCCUGUCACUCAGGCAUAUCCUCGGACGUCAGCCUGCCCAGUGUGGCCAGCAGCACGCCUCCCCCAGUGCCCAGCCGUGUGAAAGUCUCGGCCCCGCCCCCCCCUGCCCAUACCACUCCCGAGUUCUCCCCUCCCUCAUCUCAACCCUCUCUCCCGAAAAAGGGUCACGCGCCUCAGCCCCCUGGCUCCUCCGUGUCCAGCAUUCAGGAGCAGCCCCAGUUGGCCUGCCCUGCAGACCAGGCACCUGAGUCCAUCUGCCCCUCAGGGAGUCCAACCAAUGGAAUCCACGUUCCCAUGACGAUGGGGGCGGAGCUGAUAGAGCUAGUGCGCAAGAACACAAGUCUCAGUUACGAACUGUCACGCGUCGCUGUGGGUGUGGUCGUGGGCCACCUACAGAGUGCAAUCCCACAAGCUGCCCCAGCCCUGGAGAAAGUCCUCCUCUCACUGGUGGAGAGCAAGGACCUGGGCAUGGAGUUGCCACGGGGCCAGCUGUGCCACGACGAGCAGAGGCUGGAGGUGAUCUUUGCCGACCUGGCCCGGCACCGCGAGGAUGCCCAACAGCGCAGCUGGGCUCUGUACGAGGACCACGCCCUCAUCGCCUGCUACCUGGAGGAACUCCUGCAGAUACUGACGGAUGCCGACCCAGAGGUGUGCCGGCGCAUGUGCAGAGCCAACCAGUUUGAACCUGUGAUGUCCAUCGUCACUUAUUACCAGAUGGAACACCGCGUCACCCUGCGCCUGCUGCUGCUUAAGGUGUUCGGCGCCAUGUGCAGCCUGGACGCCGCCCUGGUCUCCGCCCUCCUGAACUCGGUGCUACCCAUGGAGCUGGCCCGGGACCUGCAGACCAACACCCAGGAGCAUCAGAAGAUGUGCUACUCCGCCCUGGUGCUCUCCAUGAUCUUCUCAAUGGGGGAGCAAGUCCCCUUCCAUCACUAUGACCAGCUAAAUGGGAAUUUCGUGCAGUUCCUCAUGGAGGUCAUCGAGGACGGGCUGCCGUCUGAUGCCACGGAGCAGCUGCCCGACCUCUUUGUUAACCUGCUGCUAGCCUUCAACCUGCACUUCACAGUGCCCGACAGCAACAUUGUCAUGCAGACGCUCAUAAGGAGACACAACGCCAAGACCCUGACGGAGAAGGUGCUUCUGCUCCUCAACCGGGGAGAUGACCCUGUGUGCAUGUUCACACACGAGCCUCCCGCCCCCAAUGCCGUGCUCAAGUUCCUGCAGGACGUCUUCGCCAGUCGUGAUUCCGGCCACAUAUUCUACCGGACUGACAUGAUGGUGAUGAUCGACAUCAUCGUGCGACAGAUCUCGGACCUCUCCCCCGGGGACAAGCUGAGAAUGGAGUACCUCAGUCUCAUGCAUGCCGUCAUCCGCUCCACGGACUACCUGGAACACCGCCACCGACUGCCUGACCUGCAGAGGGCGCUGGCGCGCAUCCUAGAGGAAGGAGAGGGGGAGGGGGAUGUCUCUCAGGGCGGAGAUGCAGCCAGAAAGAUGGACAAGCUGAUAGUACAGGAGAUGUAUCGGGAGUUUCCUCAGAUCUGUCUACAGCAGCAGGACGAGGCCUUAAGGGAAUAAGCUUUCCUCUGGCUGUCCUGUCCGUCUGCUUCUGUCUCUUAAACUUUCUGUUUCAGUAAGCGUACCUUUUAAUUUUUAACCAGUAGGCCUUAUCAGUUGGCUUCAACCAGUAUGAACUGGUUCUGCAUGCUCACUAGUUGAACUAUUCGUAUCAGUUGCCAAUAGACUAUAACUGACUUCUGACAAUGACCUGUUGGCUCUCCAAAAUCCUGCUCGAGUCCAGCUGAAAUAUUUUACUGGGAUAUGUUAUUGGGAUUUUCUUUUUUUCUGUUUGUUUGCAUCCGUCUCUCAGUCUGUACCAGUCCGUCUGCUGGUGUUCAGGAAGGUGCUGCUGGACUCCUAGUAUUAUAUCCCAGUAUUUGCUAAGUGUUCAUGCCCCGGGAAUAACUAGACAUGUGCUGUUAAACAGCACACCCACGUACAGGCAGGCGCUCACUAAUAUACACAGUGCAUACCACCAGACACACUCGUUAUCUGCAACAUCGGUCUCGCACAAUGCACAUUUAUAUCACAAAUUCUAACACUCCCAACACGCAAAUAGACAUGGUCCAACUCAUACGUACAUGCUCAGUACUGGUGUUGACAAACUAUAACCACUAUACGGUCUUAUUUAUACCGUAACACACAUACUCCCAACAUGAGACAUGCUAAUCCAUGUGUUCUUGGAUGAAUGACAGAAGACUCUGAUGUAUCCAUACAAUAAUGUGAGAAGUUACAGCAGUAUAUUUUGCUUUACUAAAUAUAGGUCUCACAUUUGAACUAACCAAUGUUCUUUUCCCGAAGAGUUUUAAGGGUCUUUUGAAUGGGGGAAAAUGUUGACAGAGUGUAUUUUCGUAAAUAAUGCUAAAAUAAUAAAACUGGAAAAUUGUU